GGUUGCCAGGUCCGCGGUUUUCCCGCCCAAUUGGGCUAUUUUUCAUUGGAAUUGGCGGGAAGAAAAUGGUAUUCGCGGGUUGGCGGUUUCUUGGGCUGUUUUUAUUGUAGUACGCGGUAUUUUGGGCUUUUUAUAUUGGAAAAAUUAUUUUAUAUCGUUUUUUCACAAGCUCAGGCACAGCGCCACGCCAGGUGUGUUGUCAGGUGACGAUACCUGACGCGCCUGGCCAUCUGCCUGGGUGUGACCUCUUUCCCCUCUCCCCAGGGGGAUUAUCAGUAUUUAUCAUGAGGGCACGACCUCGUUAACACCGUCGCAUGACCUAUCCCCGUGACCUGGACAGUAUGAUGAUGAAGCCAGCAGUCUCUCUUCAACCACCACACAGUCACAACCAGCACCUUGGCUAUCAGAAACAGUUUACUCUCUGUCGUGCAGUGAAAAUGGGCAAGUGGGCUAAGUACGGCAAGAAAUACAAGAAAGAAUGGGAAAAAGAAGAUGGUCUCAGAGAAUGGAUUUCUGGUGUGCCUGGUGAUGACUCUGUUGCAGCGUGCAAGUUCUGCAAAACAACAAUUAGAGCCCAUCACAGUGACCUUGUCAGUCAUAGCUCAACUGAAAAGCACAGAAAAAAUGCAGCCCCAUUUUCAAACAUGAGAACAUUAUUUCAAUCCGGCAUUAGAAAAACAAAUGCCAAUAACAGCAUGAAAAUUUGUGAACUGAUAUUAGCAGCUCACAUUGCUUGCCAUUCAAGCAUUAACACUAUUGAUCACCUGGCUGAAGUUGUGGGAAAAAUUUCAAAUAAGGAAAUCUCACUACAUAGAACGAAGUGCACAGCACUUAUAAACAAAGUACUGGGACCCUCUAUGCUGAAGGAACUAUGCAGUGAUAUCGGUGAUAAUGAUUACUCAUUGAUAAUUGAUGAAAGCACAGACAUCACCACAAAAAAGAAACUGUGUGUUGUUGUUCGCUAUCCCAGCUACUCAAAGAAGAGAAUUAUCACUUCGUUCUUGGGUUUGGUGGAAUUGGAAAGGGGCACAGCUGAGGUGGUCACAACAUCUUUACUUGACUUCAUAGAAAAUCAUGCCAAACUGAACGUCAAAAAAUGCAAUGGUUUGGCAACUGAUGGAUGCAACACUAUGUGCGGGACACACAACUCUGUUAUGUCAAGAUUUUGUGCAUUAAACCCACACGUGACACACAUCAAAUGCAUAUGUCAUUCAUUGCAUUUAUGUACGUCAUAUGCAAUGCGAAAGUUGCCCUCUCACCUUGAAUUCAUGGUGUCACAGACAUAUAGAUAUUUUUCACACAGCACGCUUCGUCAACAAAAGUAUGCAGAACUCUAUUCUACAAUCAACGUGGGAGAACAACCACUGAAGUUGCUGAAGUUGUCAGGGACGCGAUGGCUGGCUAUUGCACCAUGUAUAACAAGGAUUCUGGAGCAGUAUGAUGAGCUGAAACUCCAUUUUGAGAUAUCCAAAGAUGAGGAGGAGAAGAACUACACUGCCGACUUGUUGUACCAGAUGUACUCAGAUCCUGCCAACAAGUUGUACUUGGCUUUUCUGCAGCCUGUGGUGUCCCAGGUCAACCGGGUUAACAAAUUGUUUGAGUCAGACCGGUGCAAUGCCAACAGACUCCUGGAAGAUUUGAUGUCCCUCUACAAGUCCAUUCUCCAGCGACUCAUGAUACCGCGAACUUUCUGCACGUGGAAAGCUGUGGCAGAUUAUGAUGUGAACGACGAACGGAACCAUCUGCCGCUGGAAGCUGUGGACUUCGGUGUGAAGUUCUACAUCGAACUGGGUCAGAGCAGGUUGGACAGCGGAAUUGUUCACACCGUUAAGAAGCACGGGCGUGACUUCCUGAUGAAGCUUCUUCAGGAGCUGCAGCAAAGGCUUCCAUCAAAUAUUAACCAUCUCCAGAGCUUGGAUGCCCUGACCCCAGAAACUGUUCUCGGAGUGAGGAAACCAAGACUGCAGGAGCUGUCUUUCUUACCAAAAUAUUCGGGGGAUAUUGGUAAGCUCGACGGGCAGUGGCAAAGACUUGCAACUGUCAGCUGGCCAAAAGAUGUGAUAAACGACUCCGAAAAGUUUUGGUUAACUGUUCACAGCCACCAGGACGCCUCAGGGGAGCGGGAUUUUAAGGAGGUAGGGCAGUUUGCUCUGUCCAUGCUUUCGCUGCCCAUUAGCAAUGCCUCUGUUGAACGGGUUUUUUCCCAAAUGAACUUGAUAAAGAAUAAACUUAGGAACAGGAUGCAACACAAGAGUCUAGAAAACACAUUACAUGUACGUGCAUUCAUGAAUAGAAACAACAUGUGUUGUAGGGAGUUCGACCCCACACAGGAAAUGCUGUCAAUGUUCACAAAGGACAUCUAUACCAAUGUUGAUGAGCAUGAGUAUGUUGAGGUGCCUGAUGUAUAAAUGUACUGAAAAUAAACAUAUAGCAUGUAUGUUAAUAUACUCUAGCAUGUAAAGUAUAAUUAGGUAGGCAUUAAUGUUAAUAAAGGUACAUAAUUUGUCAAA
Scylla paramamosain (green mud crab) is the source of this 2510-nucleotide messenger RNA. RefSeq lists its product as uncharacterized. Gene Ontology annotation, molecular function: protein dimerization activity. The coding region runs from base 315 to 2408 and encodes 697 amino acids. NCBI's taxonomy places the organism in Eukaryota, Metazoa, Arthropoda, Malacostraca, Decapoda, Portunidae. The transcript has 3 exons. The record is from RefSeq and is a predicted model, not a curated record.